Messenger RNA from Chiloscyllium plagiosum (whitespotted bambooshark), 2850 nucleotides. It is a transcript of the gene mak, whose product is annotated as male germ cell-associated kinase. Gene Ontology annotation, molecular function: protein kinase activity; ATP binding. Lineage: Eukaryota; Metazoa; Chordata; Chondrichthyes; Orectolobiformes; Hemiscylliidae. Gene Ontology annotation, biological process: protein phosphorylation. The record is from RefSeq and is a predicted model, not a curated record.
UUUAUCAUCCAUCUCUGAUUGCCCUUGAGAAGGUGGUAGUGAGCUACCUUCUGGAACCACGUCAGUGCAGUUGUGAAUCAGGGUGGGACUUCCAGGAUUUUGACCCCAAUGUUGAAGGAAUGGCAAUGUAUUCCCAAAUCUGAAGACUUGCAGUGUAUCAGUUACAAGUAACAGAAUACCAUCGUACUAUGUCUAUGCAUUGAGGAAAGAAAAAUCAACCACCUAUCCAAGGAAGAUGACUUAUUUCAGAGCUAAGAGCAAUAUCAGAUGACUAUUAAAAUCAGUUUUGUGGUCAUUCUUUUUUUAAAUAAGUGAAUCAAACGGAUGAAGGCACAUUUUACAUGUCUUUUGAAUGCUGAACUGUCCAUAAUUUUUUGAAAUGAAUCGAUACACAACUCUGAAACAGUUGGGAGAUGGCACCUAUGGCAGUGUGCUUAUGGGAAAGAGCAAUGAGUCUGGAGAAUUGGUGGCCAUCAAAAGGAUGAAAAAGAAAUUCUAUUCCUGGGAAGAAUGCAUGAAUCUCAGGGAAGUUAAGUCACUUAAGAAGUUAAAUCAUGCAAAUGUUAUCAAGCUGAAAGAAGUUAUAAGGGAAAAUGAUCAUCUCUACUUUGUUUUUGAAUACAUGAAAGAAAACCUAUAUCAACUAAUGAAAGACAGAAACAAAUUAUUUCCUGAAUCAGUCAUUAGGAACAUCAUGUAUCAGAUAAUACAAGGACUUGCGUUUAUCCAUAAGCACGGAUUUUUUCACCGUGAUAUGAAGCCUGAAAACCUGCUGUGCAUGGGUCCAGAACUUGUCAAAAUAGGAGAUUUUGGAUUAGCCAGAGAGAUUAGAUCACGUCCACCAUAUACAGACUAUGUAUCCACACGGUGGUAUCGAGCUCCUGAAGUGCUAUUGCGAUCCUCUGGUUAUAGCUCUCCAAUUGAUAUAUGGGCUGUGGGCUGCAUUAUGGCUGAGCUGUACACUCUGAGACCACUCUUUCCAGGGACCAGUGAAGUGGAUGAAAUCUUUAAAAUUUGUCAAGUGUUAGGCACACCAAAGAAAAAUGAUUGGCCAGAAGGUUAUCGGCUUUCACUUGCUAUGAAUUUCCGAUUUCCACAGUGUGUACCCACACAUCUGAAGACAUUGAUUCCCAAUGCUAGUGAUGAAGCAAUACAACUAAUGAAAGACAUGCUUCAUUGGGAUCCGAAAAAAAGGCCAAAUGCCAGUCAAACACUACGAUAUCCAUAUUUCCAAGUCGGCCAAUCUUUAGGUAAUACAGUGCAAUAUGUGCAAUGGCCAAAGUUACAGAACAAAAUGGCUCAGCCAACAGAACUCAAGCAAGUAACUUUGCCAAAGUAUGAAUCUCUGCCUCAGUCUCCACAGUCUGUACUUUCUUCUCAAUCUCAGCUAAACAGAACUCAUCAACCAUUUCAACAGGUGCAAAUGCCGUUGCAGACUGUUAACCGAGAACCUCAAAAAGAGAUGUUCAAAUUCAAGCAAACCAUUCUUCCCUCCAUCAUUAACAACACCUAUCAGAAUCCAACAUCAGGAACUAGCAAUAAUGCAACAGGUUUUAAAAGUGGCCGACGGCGCUGGGGUCAAACUGCGCUGAACACUAAGGACAGUUGGGAUGGUUUUCAAAAUUCUGACUUUGGACUGCCCUACUCUAAAGAACCUAGUAUAAUAGCAGUAAAAGAAAAAUCCAGCAAUGAUUCUCUUCAAAGGAUGGCUGAGCACAAUCAACAAAACCAUAACAUCGGAGGAAACAAAACAGUUCCAAAUACCACCAUGAUGAGACUGGAUUCUGGAUUAUCUACAUCUUCAGCUAGGCAACACUAUUUGAGGCAGUCAAGAUACCUUCCAGGAGUGCAUCCCAAGAAUACAUCAGUUAUAGCAAACAAAGAUACCAGCAGGGCACAUGGAAUUAUUGGUGGAGAGUUUUCUAUUGGAAGGGUUCAUGCAGGAAAGCUGGAAGUUUUUAAUCCUGAUUAUAAUUCAUCUAGAGGUUAUAAUCCAUCCUUUCUGAAGAAGGAGGUUGGGUCAGCAGGGCAAAGACUGCAGUUUGUUCCUAUUGGAGGAUCCACAGGCAACUACGAUGCAUGGAAAACCAAAAUAACCAGGUCUCAGCUCCCAGGCCCCAACUACAAUCCUGCUACGAAAAAGUCCCCAGGAGUUUUAACUCAUCCACCAACCAUUGAGUCAGUACAUGGAAGAACUGAUUGGACAACUAAAUAUGGUGGCCGUAGAUAGACCAUCAACAUUCUGUACUAUCAACCCCUACUGACCAUCUUGGGCUGGGAGCUCCUGCUAGCCCAAAUGAAACCGCAGCGUCAAAACUGUCUGAAAACUGUAAAGAUUGUAAAACCAAAUCAUAUGAAACUUUCAUUUAGGAUGGUAUUAUUUCUGAUUGAUUGUUCAUGGAUUAUUUUCUAUCUUGGAAUCAAGUGGCUCUUCUCAAAUUUCAAAAUGUAAUAGUCUGUUUACACUUUCAUUAGUCAGGUGAUGACUGCAGCUCUAGACUAUGCAAUGUUCCCAGUAGAAAUUAAUUUAAACAUUUUAAUAUUUAAAUAUUUUUUAUAAUUGAUUUUAUUUAUAUACAUGUGCCUUGUAGAUAUUAUAUCAUUAUGACUUUUCUUGACAUUGUACCUAGUAUUUGAGAGUCUAGAACAGAUCUUGAUGGUCCUCGUACACUAUAAAAGGGAGCUUUACUAAUGAUAAUGCUUCUUUACAACAGACUGGAAUGAAUGGUGCCAAGAAGUCAAAGAAUCCAAGUCAACUUAUUAGAAUGUAAUAUUUGUUUCUUGUUUCAUUAUUUAAAAAAAAAGAGAUCAGUAUUUCUUGUUUAAAAAAAAAAUGGAAGAACUCAGUUG